This is a messenger RNA of Rhincodon typus (whale shark), 1159 nucleotides long. Its product is annotated as centromere/kinetochore protein zw10 homolog. The coding region runs from base 93 to 1094 and encodes 333 amino acids. Gene Ontology annotation, biological process: endoplasmic reticulum to Golgi vesicle-mediated transport; mitotic spindle assembly checkpoint signaling. NCBI's taxonomy places the organism in Eukaryota, Metazoa, Chordata, Chondrichthyes, Orectolobiformes, Rhincodontidae. Gene Ontology annotation, cellular component: RZZ complex. The record is from RefSeq and is a predicted model, not a curated record. The transcript has 7 exons.
CUGUUUAUUUAUUGUUUCAUCUUUAGAUUACACCUGAUUCUAAGAUCUCCAUACCAAAGCUACCCAAUGUGGGGUUGGUCAGCAAAGCAAAAAUGCCAGCGACGUCUAACAUUGUUCCGAGUGACAUGGUGAACUUGGGCUAUGGGAAGCAGCUCAACCAUCGGACUCUCUGCAUUCCCACCUGCCGUAUCAGUGAAUCUGUCCAGAAACUGAUAGAAUUGGCGUACCGGACACUCUCUGAGGCCACGAGUGCCACACCUGAAUGUGCCAUGCAGCUUUUCUACACCAUUAGAAACAUGUUCCACUUGUUCUACGAUGUGGUACCUACCUAUCACAAGGAUACAUUACAGAAGUUGCCACAGUUGGCUGCUAUCCACCACAACAAUUGUAUGUACAUUGCCCACCACCUGAUCACCUUGGGACACCAGUUCCAGUGCAACCUGCCAAGUCCUUUGUGCAAUGGAGCUGCCACCUUUGUAGAUUUUGUGCCAAGUUUUAGGCGAUUAGGAACGGAGUGUUUCUUGGUGCAGUUGCGUUCCCAAAGAGAUGAGUUACUGGAAAGGUUGUCGAAUGCGAGAAAUCUUUCGAGCUUGGAUGAUGUGGAUAAUUACACAGCUGCAAAUAAAGCAGUCCGGCAGGUGAGUCAUCAGCUAAAGCGAUUGGGCAAAGUUUGGCAAGAUGUGCUUCCAGUUCAUAUAUAUUGCAAAUCCAUGGGUACUUUACUUAACACAGCAAUUACAGAGAUUGUGAAUAAAGUCACAGCGCUAGAGGAUAUCUCCUCAGAAAGUGCAGACUGCCUUUAUUCGUUAUGUAAAGUCAUACUGGAGGAAGGUCCACAGAUCUUCCAGCCACUACCUGAAGAAAGUGAAAACAAAAAGUAUCAGGAAGAAGUUCCAGUAUAUGUCUCAAAAUGGCCAAAAUUCAAGGAGCUAAUGAUAGUCCUUCAGGCUAGUCUGCAGGAGUUAGUGGACAGGUGGACUGAUGGGAAGGGCCCUUUCGCAGCAGAAUUUUCUCCAGUUGAGGCAAAGAGCCUAAUCCGAGCUUUGUUUCAGAACACAGAGCGAAGAGCUGCAGCACUGGCAAAAAUUAAAUAAAUAUUGUUAAGAUUUUCUAUGUAUUCAGGAAUGAAAUGUCAAUAAAUGUAUAUUUACCUUGUAAA